Molecule: messenger RNA, 3276 nt
Organism: Schistosoma turkestanicum
Lineage: Eukaryota; Metazoa; Platyhelminthes; Trematoda; Strigeidida; Schistosomatidae
Source: the annotation of a GenBank genome assembly
UUUCGGGUCACAAAAACUGCGCUGAGUUUGCAGAUCUUUUUUAUGUUGAUCCACAUGUCAGUAUAAUGAUAGUGUAGUUGGUUGAUGAUCCGUAAAAUUGUCAAGUUUAGGCGUGUUAACAGAGCAAGAGAAAGAAUAGUUUCCCUUGUUAGUGACUCGAUCACUGUCCAAGCAAUGGUUCUAGAUAGUGUAUCUGCCGAAGUUGAUUUAUUAACCUAUGAAGCUUUGAAAAAUGAUGGGUGUUCAGAUUCAGCCCAAAAAGCCUUGCUUUUGCUUUUAAACUGCUUCUUGAACAAACCUAAUUGCACUCAUUCUCAUAUCAACGAUUUGCAUGCGGAAUGUACUGAACCUUUGUCUAAGCUGCAGUCAAACGUGUCUAAGAAUGGGUUAGAACAGUAUCAGGAGUUUUCGGUGUUCUCAAGGAAUCUAUCUUUGAUUGAAAUAAUCAGCGCACUUGUAUACACCUUGUCGGCAGACGACAUCAUUGCUUUGGAUAGAGCAUUAAAGUUCGGUCGUGAAGAUUACUAUAGUCUCAUGAAAAAUCCCUCCAGUCUUCCUAAAUUUAUAAAUUUUCAAAGUGAUGUGUUGGACCUUUCUAGUUGUGUACAUAGUAGUAGCCAACGAAACAAAUCAACGGAUAAAUGCAACAAAUACUUCGAUAUUCUUGAUUUUCAUCAAUUUCAUCCAUGUUCAAGGUACAUAGUCGACCUAACAUGUUCACUGUGUGGCAUUUCCCGGUCGAAACGGAUUAAGCAUAGCUCUUCACUUUCAAACAAUGAUCUUUUGAAGGCCCCUGUAUGUUGUGUCGACCUUUUGCUUGCUGUCUGCAAAGCGUGGAGAUGGAAGGAUUUAAGCCCUGGCGAUUACCUCAGACGAAUUGGACCUUGUCAAUUUUCAGAAAAGCAAACAAACUCAAAAAUUUGUUUAAAUCCUUAUCAUUGGAGUCGAGUACUACAUGUUCAAGAUAAAAUUCAUGAAAAUGUUCAUUGUUCAAAUUAUUCUUCAGAUCCAGAUAUUGUUUGUUUGGGAUUGAAACACAUCAAUAAUGCAAAUUACAAUAAUCGUGAAUGUCAUCUUAAAGAAUCUAAUGCAGAUUCAGAAUAUUCUAAGAAUUUGGCGCCACUGUCUACAUUAUCUUCAUCUUCCUCAUCUUCAACGGAAUCAACAUCUUCAGAAACACAAAUCUCAACAUCUUACAUGGACCGAUCAUAUGAUUCAGUCAUCUCGUAUGAUUUAAUUACAAAUAAUUUUGCCGAGCCUUUACUUGCUAAGCAUGAUGGUUGUGUAAAAACAAAAAUUACCAACUAUUCACUUCAAUUUCUUCAUAAAUUACAACAAAACUUACACAUGGAUUUAUCACAUUCUUAUUCAUGUUUAAUGAAAUGGGAAAAGUUGAGCAACAAUACAGAUUUUGCAUUAUCUACUCAUCUAGUUCCAUCCAACGGCUUAAAUCAUAAUACAUCAACGACAGCUUCUACUACUAUGACAUCAUUAAGCAGUUCUGAUGAAUUACAUGAUUGUCACUCCAUUGUAUCUACUAUCAAUACCAUAGAUUUAAAAAAUUCUAAUCUACACUUUAAUCCCCUUCUUCUUUCUUCUCUCCAUAAUAAUUCUGUUGUACUAAAUACCGGGAAAUCAUGUCUACAUACUGAUCAUUGUUCUCCCUCUUCUCCAUCUAAUCUUAUUAAACCGUGGGCAAAUAUUUCCUACUGGGAGUCACAUCAUCAUGUUGGACGUAGAUGGUAUCAGAUUACAAAUCGUAAAUUGCAUAUUGUCUACAACGACGGUGAUAUUAUUUACGAUGAUGAUGAUGAUAAUGGUGGUCGUAAUGUCAAGAACAAAUCGGAUUCAUCUCUUAAAGUACAUAUACAUAAUGAAAAUUAUUCAAAUGAUAAGCGUAAAUCUCAACAAAAUGAUUGUAUAUAUUUAUCUCUACUAACAUUAUAUCAAUCAAAUCAAGUAAAAUAUAAUUAUAAAUCAGAAUUUCACAGAAAAAAUAAACUUGUCAACAAUUCCACAGUCACUUCCGCUAUCACCAGUCAUACGAAUAAGAUUAACAGUAAUAACAAUAAUCAUAUCAUCAGAUCAUCUUCAAAACAAUGCAGAAAAUGUUAUCAUGAUAUGGAUUCCUUUAAUAAUAAUAAUCCAUCUGUUAUACCAAAUCUAAUUGUUCAAUCAUCACUGCAUAAUAAAUCAUCUUCUGGCUGGAAACAAUGCUGUCGUCUAGGCAAUCAGGGUAUAUCGCUUACACUUACUCCUUAUGGUUGUGUUUGGUUAAGUAACCAAGCUUUAGCUACAAACUUGCCUGUAUUUGUAUCUUCACCGUUUUUACAACUUCAAAAUGCUAAUGUUUCUUCAUCAUCAUUGCUUAAUGGUAGUACAGAUGAAUUUCUGGUUGAUCGACCUGUAUAUCGUGUACCGGCUGGUUGUUCUCUUUUGGUUUUCGAUCUAUCAUCAUCCUAUGAAAGCUGGUUACAACAAUAUUCUUCUUCUUCCUCCUCUGCUUCGUCAUCAUCCUCCUCCUCCUCCUUCGUGUCAUCAUCAUCAUCAACAUCUGAUCGUCAUUAUGGCGGUAACAAUCGUCAUGGCGACAGUAAUCAUUUAAGUAACAAUGAUAAUAAUGAUCAUCAUAAAAAUAACAAUAUGAAUUUUGAUGAGUUGCACAAAACUCAUUUAUUGGCGAACAGCAGUGAUCUAUGCAAAAAUCCAAUUAUUCAUAUAAGCUUAGGUAAAGGUUGGGGACCAUCAUAUCGUCGACCAGAUGUUACACAUUGUCCAGCACGUUUAGAAGUAUGGAUUAAUUUACAACAUUUGUUUUCGUUAUUUAUUGCAAGUAAAUAGAAUAAUUACAAAAUGUUUAACAAGAAUUGAUUUCUUUCAAUAUUAUUAUUAUUAUUAUUAUCGUUCUUAGCAUUUUUCUUCUAUUUCUCCCUCCACACUUACCUCGUUUCGUUAUGAUUGUCAUUUCACAAGCAAUAGUAUAUGUGUAACGUGGAAAUAAUGAGGAGGAAGUGUUAUGUGUCAUUCAAUGAUGAAUUUUUACAAAGCUCAAUUAAUAAAUAGUGAAUAAUUAUAAACUAACAGGCAGUUAGUACUUAACAAAAUGGCUUAAUUAUUUUCAUAAUAUUUACUCUGUGAUAUAUGUAUAUUCUUAUUUCAUUCAUUCUAAUUAAUCUAUGACGUUAGCAUUUAAUGAAUAUUGUUCUUUUUUAUGUAAUGAUGAUUGAUAUUCUGAAUAACUAACUAUUUCAUGUAUAUUUUUUUGUACAUACCUAU